Messenger RNA from Pomacea canaliculata, 6086 nucleotides. Its product is annotated as myopalladin-like. The coding region runs from base 1 to 1209 and encodes 402 amino acids. Lineage: Eukaryota; Metazoa; Mollusca; Gastropoda; Architaenioglossa; Ampullariidae. The record is from RefSeq and is a predicted model, not a curated record. The transcript is spliced from 6 exons.
AUGACAGCGCGCGAGCCCACGCGCAGCCGAGGGAAGGUGGAACUGGAUGCGAGAGAGUCAGAAGGAGACACACGCAAACGAUACCAAAGCACCGCGCAGGUAGACCCAGCUCCAUCGCGAGACAGGAGGAGGAGGUUAAACACAGAGAGAGAGAAAAAACGAGCGAGAGAGAUAACGGGGGAUUUGGGGGAAAGGGAGACGGAGGCAAAAGCGAAACCGAGGGGAGGUGGAGGGGCGAAAAGGGACGUAAUCCCUUCAAGGCAUCGCCAACAGUCAGCGGGAUUCCAAGAUGGCUGCUGUGGACGACGAGGUGGACGAUCGCUUCAAAGACAUCGACAUCGAGAGCAUCCUGUCCCGCGUGCAGCGACGACCUCUGACCUUCAGCCGCAGAAGACCGUCUUGAAAGCACCUGAGUUCGUCAAGAGACUCAGCGGCGAGGAGGCGGUCGAUGAAGGCGCAGACCUGACCUUGCAGUUCAAGGUCGUCGGAAUCCCGCCGCCGACCUUGCGCUGGUUCAAGGACGACGAAGAGGUGAGUGACCACCCCCGCCUGAGCGUGGACAAGAAGGAGGACGGAAGCCAUCUACUGACGCUGCACGCUGUCAACAAGGGAGACGAGGCCGCCUACAGGUGUCGCGCCGAGAACUCGGAGGGCUCGUCAUCCUGCUGCUUCUUCUUAUCGGUGAAAGCUAAACCAAAGAGCCCAAAGCGUGACGGGAAGUUGUCGCCCAAUAAAAGGACAGUUUCCUAUCCCACCAUGUUUUCUACCAUCGUCGAGAAAGUGGAAGAAGAAGAAAAAGCUGGACGGGAGACAGCACAAGCCCCGGAGUCUCCCUUGUCUCACUUCUACGACAGCCUGAGCCUCAAGAGCCGCAGCACCUGGCCCUCCUUCCUCGGCGACUGGGCUUUCGUCAGCGGCACGCACAAGGCGCGCGGAGGAUCAGUACAGACUCCAGAGGCUCGACCGGAAGUUACUGCAGCAGCGGAAGUGAAGCCGACUUCGGAGAAUGUGAGAAUGCUGAGAGCUGGCAGUCCGAUGACGUUUUCGCUGACCCACCAGAAAAAACAGGGCAAGACCUUGAACCUUCGACCCCGCGCGCUGUGUUUUGUCUCGAAGCCAGAAGAAUCGAACCUCAGCGACUCGGAACUGUACCGCAAAAUGUUGAUAGCGCACCGCAAGAAGCUGCGACACGUGGAUUUCAAGUACUGACCUCCGUCGCGACCAAUCAGAAGCCUGUUUCGAUCUCAUCCACACAAAAAACUUUAUCUUCGACCAGAUCCGAUGCCCAGACUAAACCUGAUUCCACACCACCAUCCAUCAGUCACAAACCUGAACAGAAGCUACUCCAGGAACGAAAAGCGGGAAGCACUCCUACUGUCACCAAGGGCACCACGCAGUCGAAGACGACAUUUGCUGGAAGUUCAACGGGAGAGCAUUCGCGUUUGAAAGGUUUGGCCUCGACGCUGGCCCCGCUGUACGUGACAAAAACAAGCAACGACAGUGCCACGAGGAUGGAGUUGGUCAAAGCAGCUGACCCGUCCAAGAAAACAGAUCGUUGUGACGUCCUUGGCGUUAACAGCCUUCCGACCGCUCCUCAUGAACUGGGAGAAAACAAAAUGGAGACAAGCAAAGGGGGAAAUGGAGGACUCGCUCCUCCGCUGCCAGAAAGGGAGGAACGCGAGCCUACGCCAAUUCCACCAGAAAUGCUGGUCAUACCCCAGAAGACCUCCAGCAGUCACGUGACUCCUUCUUGCCAAUGGACAGAGGAUGCGUUCUUGUGCGGAAGCGCAUUGCAAGCGCCUUCGGAAGCUAAGGACAGAAAAACGUCGAAAGUCGACCUAGACGUCGCUGCCAGUGUGUGGUGCCGGACGUGGCUGCUGAUAUGGCGUCUGAAGACUCGAUCAGCGACAACAGCAGCGAAGACCACGUGACCGGCGAAGGUCACGAAGAAUCUGUGACGGCGAGUCAGGCUGGGAACUUUAUGAAUGUCAUGGAGGGUCCCAGACGGCGUGCGCCACCGACAACACUACCCCUUGCCUCUAUCUUGCCCAGGCCCUACAGUCCCCCACAUCAUGCGCUUCACAUUGUCGUCCCCACCACCGCCAUCACCGCCACCAUCGCCACCGCCACUGAUGACGCCGCCACCGCCACUGCCGCCACCACCACCACCGCCACUGAUGACGCCGCCACCACCGUCAGCCCCACUGAGCACGGAUCCUCUGCCGCUGACUUCCAAAGCGGAGCGGACGUGAAGACGACCUUCGCUCAGCAACCCCUGCUGGCCGGUGUGCGGGUCAAGGCCGCGCAUCGCAACGCCCGGAGGCCACUUCCGGAGCAGCGAUCGUCGUGGCGCUUGGGCGAGAUGGUGCUGGGGCUGAGCGCACUGACUUUCUUGUCGUUGUACCUCGACAUCCCGCCCCACGUCUUUAUGCUCCUCGUUUUUGGAGUCUUUUCCGUGAUUUUGUAUACCCAGCGCCACCAGCUGUCUUGAGCGACGCCUCGCGCUACCCCACACCCCUACCCCCACCGACAAACAUGGCAGCGUCGUGGGUUAAGGAUAAGGAGAACGCCAAGGAAGGAAUCGUCAUCACAUGCAUGAGCUGUCCUUCCCGCUCACACGUCUUGAGGGGAACUCUGCUGACGUGGAUCAAGGGUCGCGCCAGAACCUUUAAAAAAGAGAGAGUGAGAGAAAGAAAAAUAAAAUUAAGACUCCUCAUUUUGUCGCCACAGCCAGCAGGAAUCAACCCUCUAUUGAAUCUCGUUCACAGCGUGUUAGGAAGAAGACACCAUAUGGCAGAGGACGAGUUGUUUGAAGUCGUGGCCAAAAGAAGCGGAUAAACUAAUGACAAGUUAUCGUCCGACUCACCAUUGAAAAGAGACUUCUCUCCACUUUCUGUCUGUUAAAAUGUAUAUGGGUAAGGGAGGGGUGGGUUUCGGGGAGAACUAAUCUUGAAAACAAACGUCUCAGAAAUUGAGCAGACAACUCUUUGCAACAGCAAAACUGCAUUUUCUUCCCUUCGACCGAAUCUGCCUUGUGGGGGAUGGCGGUGUGUUGAGGGAAAAAGGGGGAGCGGAUAGAAGAGGUAACUCGUGGACUUCGAAAGUGUGUCUGGAAGCGUUUUCAACAAAGAUCGAUUUCGAAUUCUUGCAAAAGAGUCAGUCCAGAAAACAGAGACGUUGUUUAGCCAGACUGGCAUUUCUCCUCUAUUGAUGUGGACAUUUUUUAUUGUUCCCCAAGAAACCUUUGCACCCUCUGUGGUCUGUUCCCCGAAGUAGUGUUCCUUUUCGACAGGCGAACUACUUUCCCUCUUUCUUCAUCGCCCCCUUCUGUUCUCUGUACCAACCUCGACAUUGUCCUCAUUCUUUUUCUCCAAGUCUUUCAAGAUUAAUUAAGAAGUUCCCGUCGUUGCCCUCCUCAAUUUUGCUGUCAUAAACAAGCAUAAAACAAAACACUCUUUAAAAAAUCUCCCUAUCUCCCCUAAAUUCUACUUCUACUUCAUUCCUGCUGCAGUAGUAUUCUGUUCAUAUACUAACCCCCAAAUUUAGCGGGGAACUGUUGAAUCUGGGCUUUGUUGUCUUGCCCAAAGCCGAAUUUAUCUUGCCGUUUCUUGUGACGAAGCGGUGGCACUGUUGAUUAUAGAACUCUUACAUGCUGUGAUUAUGGGUGGAUCUUUAGAUGUUGGCGUCAUUUCGCGGAAUUUUGGCACAACUGUCACCACGCAUGCAAAGUCUCCCCUGACCUGCUGUAUUCACCGUAUUCUUAUAAACAGACCUUGUGGUUACACGGUUGGCUGCGGCUUCUGGUUUGAAGAACUGCCAUUGGUUUUGAAUGACUGUUUAUAGGCAGACUGCACUCCGAUGCACAUCCUGUUGUUAGCGUUAGUCUGUUAGUGUUAGCGAGGACCCAGACGGUCUGGGCUGGGUUAUACGAGCAUUGUAGAAUCACCUACAAAUUUUUAUUACGGGAGAAAAAAACUGUGCGAAUGCUCACGAACCCCAGUCCUGGUCACAUUUUUUUCUGCAUUUAUUAUUAUUUUUUUUGCUUUAUUUUUUUUAUUCCUUUUUUCGUUCGUUCAUUCCUUUAUCAGUCUACCCUGAGGGGUACGUUUAAAACGUUAAACGUGUUUUGUAGUGUUACUGUUUUACCUAGUAGGGCAUUUCCAUUGCAUUUAACAUGAAAAUUAAAUAAUUGAUAUGUUUAUAACAUUAUUUUGUUAUGCAGAGUUAUCUGCUUUUUUCUGAGAGAGAGGUAUCGAGAUUUUUAUCGUUGCUGGGCGGCGCCUUGGCAACCUGCCCUCAGCACAUUCGUCAAUGGGUCGGCUGCUUGACGUCUUGCUUUCAAUGAAACUGCCUCCCCGGUCUGUCGCCUCGCUCCAUCUUUCCACACGCUGCCCGCUGGGUCGCUUCGCCCUACGGCAUCCUUCUGCCUGGAGCUGCUGCUGCGGCAGCCCCACCCUCCUCCUCUCUUCCCACCCCCGCAAAAGCAACUCACUGAUGCAGACAGCACUGAGAGGGAAGGCAGAGAAAAGGGAGCGCCAGCUUCAGGGCUUGAUUUCGAGAACGUUUUUGUCGUCCCUUCAAAUGUGCUCUGAUCGACUAAUCAAAUGAAUCGAUCUUUUGUCAUCGUCUUGACCCAGUCGCGCGUUUAUGCACACAUACAGACACAUGCAUGUACACAUACACACACAUGGACACACGUAUGUAAAAGCGCUCGCGUGCAUGCACCCACACACACACAGGGUAUCAAUUCGGUCGUCAACGGUAGGCCUUGACCUCUGGCCGAUGGUAACGAUCUCAUAAUGAAUAAAUUUAGAAAGACACUGCUCAGAAUUAAUCUUUCAGUCGAUAAGGACUGUUUCUCAUUAUGACGACAUUGAACUCUCCCUCUCGUCCCACCCCACAACUCACCACCCAUUUUGAAAAAAAAAAACCGUUACUAACGGGUUUUGUCCUAUCAUCAGAAAUCAGUUUUUGAAUACCUGGCUUCUUUUAGACGUUUGAAGGUGAGGUUUGAUGACAUGGUCUCUGUUAUCUAUUCACAGCAACGGUGGCUCGAUUUUUCUCUGGCUUAUAGUCUUUGUUUGUUUGUUUUUCGAGUUUCUUUUCGUUAGGGAUUAUACACAAGAUACAUACGAAUCCCACAUUGUUCUUGGAUUCUGGAAAUUCCCUUUCUUUCAUCGUUCUGUAUUCAGUUUCGUUUUGUUAGUCGCAGAUGUUGGGAAAUAUUGUCAGCCAUCGACCAAACAGAUAAUAAUAUUGAUAAUGCUCGGGAGAACACUUUAAGAGUUCCGUGGAUAUUGUUUAAUAAGAUUGUACAUGAUAAGUUGUGUGAAUAAUAUUUGCUCUGUGGAUAAUAAUGGAGAGCUCAGUGAAUAAUAAUGAUAGCGUUGUGUAUAAUAAUGUGAAGAGCUUUGUGAAUAAUAAGGAAGAGCUUUGUGAAUAAUAACCCUGCGCUUGUGAAUACUGAUGCACUUUGUUGAAACUGAUGCAAAACUGUAAUGUGUUGCCCACUCAUGUUUUGCCGUGUCCAGUAUGCAAUCUCUUUUACAUAUGCAGUUGCCAUCAUAGUGUCGGCAUGUAGGUGCACACGUGUUGAGGUGUUUGCAGUGUGAAUUGCCUUUCCUUUGUGUAGCGCGCACUGCAUCCUGGGCCACAAGCUCGCCGAAGACUUUGCUAUGAAAAUUCUCUGCUUGAACACAGGACAGAGCAGGUGCGCGAAGGACUUUCCUGGCGAAGCUUGGCGCAAGCUGUGGACAGAUUUCAGGCGCUUCUUCUUCGAGAGAGACGGUUGUUGUCUCCCCUUUUCGUAGACAUUUUGGCUUUAGAGAACCGACGAUGUUUCGAGGACAUUGUGAACAAAGCUUCCCCGACGGAUAAAUCAAAAAAGUGUGCACCGCCACCAAAAACGGAUGCUCAUACUUGGACUUGCAGCUCUUCGUGUACAGAGAAACUGGGUGAACUUAGUUUCACAGAGCGGAAUUAUCACUCCAGGUCGUAUCUAGGGCGAGAAGGUGUGAUGUCAUGCUUCUUAACUUCGCGAAUGAUCGACCAUCAGCUGAUUAAACAAAAAGUUAGUCGUCUGCAAA